CUGAUAUAGAGCAUCAUCCAGAGAGGAGAACCUCACUGGGAUUGUCUAGUUAAUGGAUCGAGAUCCCGGGGUUUUAUUGACUGCUAGGCUUUAAGGAGGCUGUAAAAGUCAACGCGUAAAAGGCACGUUGGAGCUCUUGUGUCCAGAUGUUAGUCCACACCUACUCGACCAUGGACCGUGCGGACGGACUGUCCAGCUCUUCUCCGAGCGGGCGACUCUCUCAUCUCUCUUCGCUGAACCAGGCAGCGUAUUCCUCGGCUCCCCCUCUCUGCCACACUCCGGCGUCCGACUUCCAGCCGCCCUACUUUCCACCUCCAUACCCCCAGUCCUCCCUGUCUUACUCCCAGAGUCAAGACACCGGAUACCCGCAUUUACCGGACCCCUAUACGUCCAUCAACUCCCUCCAUCAGCACCAGCAGGCAGCGUGGCACUCCCAGCGCUCGCGCUCAGAGGACGCGGGGCUUCUGUCUCAGUCACACCGCGCUCUGAGCUUAGAUCCGCGGCGGGAGUAUCCGGGAGUUCCGCGGUUGCUCCAUCACGGACUGGGUGAAGGAGCAGCGGCGCUCGGUGAAGGUCCCCUGGGAAUGCACGCAGUGGGUCUUCACGGUCUGGAUGACAUUCAGGUGAGUUUAAUCACUUUUAUCUUAUUUCUUUUUCAGAUAUUAAUGCCAAAUAUUCCGGUCCCAUCAAAGCUAAACGGCUCAACGUUCUCUGCCUUGUCCCUCACUAAAGAAGGCCUGGGCCUGGGUGGUGUGUCCAACCCCGCAGAGGUUUUCUGCUCUGUCCCAGGCCGCUUGUCGCUCCUAAGCUCCACGUCUAAAUACAAGGUCACAGUUGGAGAGGUGCAGAGACGCCUGGCUCCACCUGAGUGCCUCAAUGCCUCGCUGCUUGGAGGAAUCCUGCGCAGAGCCAAGUCAAAAAAUGGAGGCCGCUGUCUACGAGAACGUCUGGAGAAGAUCGGCCUCAACCUGCCCGCCGGUCGGCGAAAGGCAGCUAAUGUCACACUCCUCACAGCGCUGGUGGAAGGUGAGGCGGUUCAUCUCGCACGGGACUUUGGGUACGUGUGUGAGACCGAGUUCCCUGCCCGAGCCACAGCAGAGUAUCUUUGCAGACAAACCGACCCAGAUCAGCUGCCCACACGACAUAGUAUGCUGCUGGCCACCAAGGAGAUUUGCAAGGAGUUCGUGGACCUGAUGUCGCAGGACAGGUCGCCGUUGGGUGCCAGUCGCCCCAACCCCUGCCUGGAGCCCGGGGUGCAAAGCAGCCUGACCCACUUCAGCCUCCUCACCCACGGUUUCGGCACACCCGCCAUGUGCGCCGCCCUGUCAGCCUUCCAGAGUUACUUGCUAGAGGCCCUAAAACUGCUGGAUAAAGGAGAGGGAGGAGGAAAAAGCCACCACGACAAGGACCUCAAGCACCGCAAAUGAACAAUCGGGAGAGAGACACUACCUCCCUCACUUUUAGGAGCGUAUGAGUGUAUUUAUGUGUACGAAUGUGUACAUUCACCCCACCAUUUCGCGCCUGUACGAACUGGUUGCAUUCGUCUCUAAUGAAAUCCAAGGUCUCCAGAGAAAGCAGAAAUGCCUCGAUGCUUCACACUGCAUGUGGACCACAAACUCCCUCUGGAUCCCCAUGACUGACUAAUACAGGGCCCUUUUCGGUGUUCUCUGGAGAUCGGGCCCCUAAACCAAUCAAAUGGCACAAAAGAUGGCACGGACAAUUAAGAAUGGGGGUGUAAAAGUAAUUAGGAAUUGACAAAUGAAUUUGAAAAUGUAAUUUUGUACUUCAUGUUGUAUGUUUAUUAUCAAUGUCACUGUUAUUCUUAUUGCCGUACUGCAAUGUAAAUGUAAUAUAUUAUUAA
This is a messenger RNA of Sinocyclocheilus grahami, 1861 nucleotides long. RefSeq names its product transcription factor AP-2-epsilon-like. Gene Ontology annotation, molecular function: RNA polymerase II transcription regulatory region sequence-specific DNA binding; DNA-binding transcription factor activity, RNA polymerase II-specific. The record is from RefSeq and is a predicted model, not a curated record. The coding region runs from base 147 to 1427 and encodes 426 amino acids. NCBI's taxonomy places the organism in Eukaryota, Metazoa, Chordata, Actinopteri, Cypriniformes, Cyprinidae. Gene Ontology annotation, biological process: anatomical structure development; regulation of transcription by RNA polymerase II; regulation of cell population proliferation. The transcript has 6 exons. Gene Ontology annotation, cellular component: nucleus.